AUGGCGAUGACUGCUCACGAAGUGUUGACGAGUGCAGAUAUAAUCUUUUUAAAGCAGGAAAGUGUUCUGAUGAUGCGCUACCACCAAAUAGUGACUGUCUGUUUCAUCAUAUUGCUAGAUCCAACUUCCAAGCUGCUUCGUGGAAUCGUUGUUUAUCUCCAAUGUUACAGCUUCCAUCUGCUGUGGGUAAUGGGUGGCAAUUGGAAUCAGAUGGGCAAUUACAUAUAUUGUGGAUGACCUGUCCAUCAGCUCCGGAGUCCCUUCUAGAAUUUGUGCAGUGCAAAUGUAAAACCGGAUGUAAGACCCAAAGAUGCUCUUGCUUGAAAUCUGGAUUGAAGUGUACUGAAGUGUGUUCCUGCUCAGAGUGCCAAAACAAUCCACAAAUAAUGGAUGGAGAAGAUGAAUCUGAUUCUUCUGAUAAUGACGAUGAAAAUGAUUAUGACUGGGACGAUGAUGACAAUAUGUUUGAUGAUUUAUCAGAAUGA
Molecule: messenger RNA, 485 nt
Organism: Paramuricea clavata
Lineage: Eukaryota; Metazoa; Cnidaria; Anthozoa; Malacalcyonacea; Plexauridae
Source: the annotation of a GenBank genome assembly